Molecule: messenger RNA, 459 nt
Organism: Dibothriocephalus latus
Lineage: Eukaryota; Metazoa; Platyhelminthes; Cestoda; Diphyllobothriidea; Diphyllobothriidae
Source: the annotation of a GenBank genome assembly
AUGUUCGCCUGGCUACUAUUCUUCGCUGCCUCCUUCUUCGCUGUGGCAACAGCCCAAAAGCAUCCUGAUUUUCCUCAAUGGAACACGAUCAAUUGGGUUGUACCAAACAUAGGUGACAACAUCAUAUUGCAAUGCUAUGAUCCAAGCUUCUACCCCUUCAACAACAUGGACAGCAUUUUAAAAGUAACAUGGAUCACGCCGCAGUCCUCCGCAUACCUCCACUUGAAACCAGGUGAAACUAAGGAAGGUUGGAGUGUAAAUGAGAAGACAGAAAACUAUUCACUCGUCAUCAACAAGGAGAACAUGAACGUCCCCGACAGCGUCGUCGGGAUGUAUGUGUGCGCAGCUCUUGCAAAACUUCCCGAUAAUGAUACCCUAUACGCUUGGUAUUAUUUGCGUUGGGGACUGGGGCUCUACAGCCACGUACCUGCCAUGAAUCCCGGCGGCAUCGAACGGUAA